AUGAAUUUCAAGCUGGAGUUACACACAAACAGAUAUGUGGAUGGGAUUGGUAACUUCUUCACUUUGGAGUUUGGCCGGAUGACUCUAGAAGUUGAGAUAACCCCGUUGGAAUCGUGUUUUAGUUACAGUGACUACAAUGAAGCAGUCCCUCCAACUAAAAUUGAAACUGACAAUUUACAUUCCAACAUGGAGUGUGAUGAUGUAGAUGAAAACAUCAGUUCUGGACAAGAAGAGAAUUGUAAACGUAAAAUGGGUCCAUAUAGAUACUACUCUGAGGUACAGAAAAUUAAAGAAUUGAGCCAGGUACCCGUUGUUAUCUUGGAAAAUAAGAUUGAUGUUUGCACUGCAUGUAGUGAGAUGGAAUUAAAGAAUGCUUUGGGGUUGUACAACACAACCGGCAAGGAUACCGGAAAAUUGCCCGAAGGUACUAGACCAAUCGAGGUGUUUAUGGUUUCUGUUUUUAUGAGGUCUGGCUAUGGCGAAGCAUUCAAGUGGUUGUCUCAAUACAUCUGA
Molecule: messenger RNA, 513 nt
Organism: Lodderomyces margitis
Lineage: Eukaryota; Fungi; Ascomycota; Pichiomycetes; Serinales; Debaryomycetaceae
Exons: 2
Coding region: 1-513 (170 amino acids)
Biological process (GO): endoplasmic reticulum to Golgi vesicle-mediated transport; intracellular protein transport; vesicle organization
Cellular component (GO): COPII vesicle coat; endoplasmic reticulum exit site
Molecular function (GO): GTP binding; GTPase activity
Source: RefSeq, a predicted model, not a curated record